AUGCAGCGGCUGGAGCGGCUCUGUCGGGGGCGGCGGCGGGGGGGCGUCGGGGCGCGGGGGGGCGGCGGCGGCGCCAUGAAGUACCAGAAAUACCUGACGGUGCUGCAGAUGGCCAUCGGGGUGACCGCCUCCAACCGGGGCAGCCUCAUGCCCUUGAAGAGGAAGCUCUGGGUAACACCGUCCUCUGAAAACCCCAGUGGUUCUAAUUGUAGCAUAAGCCAAGGAAAGCCUUCUUUAAGAAGAAUAAAAGGGAGAAUACACAGAAGCAAAAGCCUGGAUAGCCUCGAUUUCUGCGAGUUCAAUAGCACAACUAUGGAAGAAACAGCUAUAUGGGAACAACACACGGUGACGCUUCACAGGGCUCCUGGAUUUGGGUUCGGCAUUGCAAUAUCGGGAGGGAGAGACAAUCCUCACUUCCAGAGCGGAGAAACGUCGAUCGUCAUCUCCGAUGUGCUCAAAGGAGGCCCGGCGGAAGGUCUGCUCCAGGAGAACGACCGCGUGGCGAUGGUCAAUGGCGUUUCAAUGGAUAACGUGGAGCACGCGUUUGCUGUUCAGCAGCUGAGGAAAAGUGGGAAAAAUGCCAAAAUCACCAUCAGAAGGAUGAAGAAAGUUCAGAUCCCAGUCACUCGGACGGAGCCGGACCCCGUGUCUGAAAACGACGAGGACAGCUACGAAGAGGAGAUUCCAGACCCGAGGAGUUCCCGCGGCGCUGCGAGCGCAGGCAGAAGGCAGGAGAAAAACUGGGUGAGGGACCGAAGCGCGAGCAGAGAGAGGAGUCUGUCGCCGAGAUCGGACCGUAGAUCGGUGACUUCAAGUCAGCCUGCAAAGCCAACUAAAGUCACGUUGGUGAAGUCCAGGAAGAAUGAAGAAUACGGUUUGCGCCUGGCCAGCCACAUAUUCGUGAAAGAAAUAUCCCAAGAUAGUCUAGCGGCGAGAGACGGCAACAUUCAGGAAGGUGACGUUGUCUUGAAGAUAAACGGCACAGUCACGGAAAAUAUGUCAUUGACAGAUGCCAAGACCCUAAUAGAAAGGUCAAAGGGCAAGCUGAAGAUGGUGGUUCAAAGGGAUGAGCGGGCAACUCUGCUGAACGUCCCCGAUCUUUCUGAUAGCGUUCACUCGGCCAAUGCUUCAGAAAGAGACGACAUUUCAGAAAUUCAGUCGCUGGCAUCCGAUCAUUCCAACCGAUCCCAUGACAGGCCCCGCCGCAGUCGCUCACGAUCUCCUGACCAGCGGUCGGAGCCUUCAGAUCAUUCCAGACAUUCUCCACAGCAGCCCAGCAACGGCAGCCUCAGGAGCAGAGACGACGAGAGAAUAGCGAAGCCAGGGGCGGUCUCUACGCCCGUGAAGAACGCCGAGGACCUUCCCCUGUCAAAAUCCGUGGAAGAAUCUGUAGUGGAAAGGAACGAAAAACAAACCCCACCACUUCCAGAACCAAAGCCAGUCUACGCUCAGCCGGGACAGCCGGAUGUGGAUUUGCCGGUCAGCCCGUCCGAUGGCCCUCUACCAAACUCAACCCACGAGGACGGCAUGCUCCGGCCAAGCAUGAAACUUGUUAAAUUCAAAAAAGGGGACAGCGUCGGCUUGCGGUUGGCGGGCGGCAAUGACGUUGGGAUCUUCGUGGCCGGUGUUCUCGAGGACAGCCCCGCCGCUAAAGAGGGCUUGGAAGAAGGAGAUCAGAUUCUCAGGGUAAAUAACGUCGACUUCACAAACAUCAUCCGCGAGGAAGCCGUGCUCUUCUUGCUCGACCUCCCUAAAGGGGAAGAGGUAACAAUCUUGGCACAGAAGAAGAAAGACGUUUAUCGACGCAUUGUGGAGUCGGAUGUAGGAGAUUCUUUCUAUAUUAGAACUCAUUUUGAAUACGAAAAAGAAUCUCCCUACGGGCUGAGCUUCAACAAAGGCGAGGUGUUCCGGGUGGUGGACACCUUAUACAACGGCAAGCUCGGAUCCUGGUUGGCUAUUCGGAUAGGCAAGAAUCACAAAGAGGUGGAGAGAGGCAUCAUUCCCAACAAAAACAGAGCUGAGCAGCUCGCAAGCGUGCAGUACACGCUUCCAAAGACGGCCGGCGGGGACCGGGCCGAUUUCUGGAGGUUCCGAGGGUUGCGCAGUUCCAAGAGAAAUCUCCGGAAAAGCAGAGAGGAUCUUUCCGCCCAGCCGGUGCAGACCAAGUUUCCUGCCUACGAGAGAGUCGUCCUUCGAGAAGCUGGGUUUCUCAGGCCGGUGACCAUCUUUGGACCAAUCGCGGAUGUGGCGCGGGAGAAGCUGGCGAGGGAAGAACCCGACAUUUACCAGGUUGCAAAAAGCGAACCAAGGGAUGCUGGGACGGACCAACGUAGUUCUGGCAUUAUCCGUCUUCACACAAUAAAACAGAUAAUCGACCGAGACAAACACGCCUUGUUAGAUGUCACUCCGAACGCUGUGGACCGUUUGAACUACGCACAGUGGUAUCCCAUCGUGGUGUUCUUGAACCCAGAUUCCAAGCAGGGCGUCAAGACCAUGAGAAUGAGGCUGUGUCCCGAAUCCCGGAAAAGUGCCAGGAAACUAUACGAGAGGGCCCACAAGCUACGGAAAAACAACCAUCACCUCUUCACAGCAACCAUUAACUUGAAUUCCAUGAACGACGGCUGGUACGGUGCUCUCAAGGAAGCGAUUCAGCAUCAGCAGAAUCAGUUAGUGUGGGUUUCGGAAGGAAAGGCAGACGGCGCUACAAGCGACGACCUGGACCUCCAUGACGACCGCCUGUCCUACCUGUCGGCUCCGGGCAGUGAGUACUCCAUGUACAGCACGGACAGUAGGCAUACUUCUGACUACGAGGACACCGACACCGAAGGUGGGGCCUACACCGACCAGGAGCUAGACGAGACCCUCAACGACGAGGUGGGGACCCCUCCCGAGUCGGCCAUCACGCGGUCCUCCGAGCCCGUCAGGGAAGACGCGUCGGUAAUGCACCACGAGAAUCCGACGUACCCUCCGUACGCGCCACAAGCUCAGCCGCAGCCGAAUCACAGGAUAGAGUCGCCUGGGUUUAAGACGGGCGCUGCGCAGCCGAAAGCGGAAGCCUCACCUGCAGCCCCCUACCUUUCCCCGUCACCAGACUCGAACCCCGCGGCUUCCUCAACUUCUGCUGUCCGCCCCAGCCUAAGCCUCACUAAUGUCAGACUGGAGGAGCCGGGCCUGGCUCCUUACAACAACUCUUUCCAGCCGCAAGCCGGCCCCCUCAGAACGCCCGGCACUGAGGCGCCUCGUAUAAUGCUCAGAGAUCCAGAGCCGCCGUCCGUGCCGCCGCACAUAGACCCAGCAAAGAUGUACAGGAAAGAUCCCUACAUCAACGAAGAGCCGUACCUCAACGAGGAACCAUCUCGGCAGAACUACGUCUUGAAGCCGCCGGCGCACAGUCAUGUGACACAAAGGCAGGACAAGGAAUCCAGUCUGGCCUACGAGCCCCAAGGCCAGUACCCGGAGAAACAGCCCAGCAGAGAUUACGAGCCCUUGCCAUACAGGUAUGAGUCCACGAACUACGUGGAUCAGUUUCCUCGCGGCUACGACCCUCGUCUACACUACGAGGAACGUGUCCCUCCAUAUGACGACCACUGGGCCUAUUACGACGAGAAGCAGCCCUACCCGCCCCGGCCACCUUACGAGAACCAACCUUCUAGAGACUUUGAACCCCGGCAAAACGCAGAAGAGAGCACAGACCGCAGAUGCUAUUUCUCAGCACAACCUCGCUUUGACGAGCCGCCGCCUUCCGUCGCAGCUUACGACAGCCGGCCUCGCUACGAGCCCGCCUCUAAAAACUUUGGCCUCCCGCAGCUGAGAUAUGAGGAGCAGCCCACCACUGGGUACGAGGUUCACGGUAGAUACAAAGCAGAGACUCCAGCCUAUGCCUCCACUGUGCCCAGAUCGCCUGAGCCUAAGCAUUACUUUGAGUCGCAGCCCAGAGGCUAUGAGCCGGGCAUGCCGCAAGGGUUGGCCGCUAAAGUCGGACAGUAUGAACCUUCCCACAACACCGCUGGGGCACACCCUCCCCUUCCGCCGCAAAGCAAACCAGAAGUUCUGCCUUCCAACAGUAAACCACUGCCUACACAACCAGCGGAGGAAGAUGUUGACCCGGCCAUGAAGCCGCAGUCCGUGCUCACGAGGGUUAAAAUGUUUGAAAACAAAAGGUCGUCGUCGCUGGAAAAAAUAAAGGACUCAAACGAUGUCCCGGUAGUCAAGCCACCAGAGCUUGCUCCUAAACCUAACAUCACCCCAGCGAGUGUUCCUAAGCCAGUCUCUCAAAAUCAAUACGAACACGACAAACCAGCUUACAGGGCCCCAGAACCGCAGAGACCUCAAACGAAGCCCCCCGAGGACAUUGUCCGGGCAAACCACUACGAUCCCGAGGAGGACGAGGAGUACUACCGCAAGCAGCUCUCCUACUUCGACCGCCGGAGCUACGAAAACAAGCCUGCCGGGGCCCAAGUCCCUGCCAGCCACCACCCGCCGGAGCCCGUGAAGCCUGCCCCUCUCCAUAAUCAGCUGAACUACACGAACUACUCUUCCAAGGGCAAGUCGAUAGACGCGGAGCCUUUGGAGAGGGGCUUGGCCGAGAAGCGUUACGAGCCAGUCCCGCAGGUGACUCCGCCUCCCCCCGCGCCGCCAGUGCAGUACACUCAACCUCAGUCCAUUAACAACCCAAUCGUGUCUCUCCAGCCCAAACCUGCACUCCCCGAAGUCAACUCUGUGUCAGAUUUCCAGAACUCCACCGUGUCCAAACCUGACCCGCCACCCUCUCAGAACAAGCCAGCAGCGUUCCGGUCUUCCAGCCGAGAAGACACCGUGCAGUCCACCUACUUCCCUCAGAAAAACUUCCCCGAUAAAGGGCCGGUGAACGGGACGGAGCCGAUCCCCAAAACGGUCACCCCGGCUUACAACCGCUUCACGACGAAACCUUACACGAGCGCCGCCCGGCCGUUCGAGCGCAAGUUCGAAAGCCCGAAAUUCAACCACAACCUGCUGCCGGACGAGAAUCCGCCCAAGCCGGAGUUGGCGUCGAAACCCCAGAAUUCUCCCCAGCCCGUUUUAAAAGCACACGGCUUGACGCAGCCUCACUCGGAGUUUGACAGCGUGACGGAUACGUUCCCUGUGCCGUCGGACAAGCUCAAGUACCAACCAAAUAACAUCAGUGCCGUGCCUAAGGCCAUUCCCGUAAGUCCUUCGGCGUUGGAAGAUGACGAUGAAGAGGAUGGGCACACCGUAGUCGCCACAGCGAGAGGCGUGUUCAACAGCAACGGUGGCGUUCUCAGCUCCAUCGAGACGGGAGUGAGCAUAAUCAUCCCGCAAGGCGCCAUCCCGGAGGGAAUCGAGCAAGAAAUCUAUUUCAAGGUCUGCCGAGACAAUAGUAUCCUCCCUCCUUUAGACAAAGAAAAAGGUGAAACGCUGCUCAGUCCCUUGGUCAUGUGCGGGCCCCACGGACUCAAAUUCCUGAAGCCGGUGGAGCUGCGCUUACCACAUUGUGCGUCUAUGACCCCUGAUGGUUGGUCUUUUGCUCUAAAAUCCUCCGACUCCUCGUCGGGUGACCCCAAAACCUGGCAGAACAAGUCUCUUCCCGGGGAUCCAAACUAUCUUGUUGGAGCAAACUGUGUCUCGGUUCUAAUAGAUCACUUCUAACCCUUAACAUUAGCAGGUUGAGCUAAGUGUGAAAUCAAGAUACUUCUUAAAACAAAAAAA
Molecule: messenger RNA, 5706 nt
Organism: Euleptes europaea (tarantolino)
Lineage: Eukaryota; Metazoa; Chordata; Lepidosauria; Squamata; Sphaerodactylidae
Gene: TJP1
Product: tight junction protein 1
Exons: 29
Coding region: 1-5646 (1881 amino acids)
Biological process (GO): cell-cell adhesion; cell-cell junction organization; establishment of endothelial intestinal barrier
Cellular component (GO): plasma membrane; bicellular tight junction
Molecular function (GO): cell adhesion molecule binding
Source: RefSeq, a predicted model, not a curated record